Messenger RNA from Cucurbitaria berberidis CBS 394.84, 1689 nucleotides. RefSeq names its product MFS general substrate transporter. The transcript has 4 exons. Gene Ontology annotation, biological process: transmembrane transport. NCBI's taxonomy places the organism in Eukaryota, Fungi, Ascomycota, Dothideomycetes, Pleosporales, Cucurbitariaceae. Gene Ontology annotation, molecular function: transmembrane transporter activity. Bases 1 to 1689 code for a protein of 562 amino acids. The record is from RefSeq and is a predicted model, not a curated record.
AUGUCUGUUCAGAACCCCAGUCCACUGUCUGCCCAAGGAGCUAUCCUGCAACGAACCUCAAGCAAUGGAGACGCCAUCAACCUGGAAGCGAAAGUAAGCGAUCCAGAAGGCGACCAACCACGGCUCCAGCCAUCAACGGAUCAGAGCGAAAUUCAAGUCGAGAGCGAGGAGUUGCAAGGCAGCAGGCUCGUGCUCGUAACCAUAUCCUUCAUGCUCUCCAUUCUACUCGUAGCUCUCGACCAAAACAUUAUAUCGACCGCCAUUCCUAAAAUCACAGCCCAAUUCCAAACCACGAACGACAUCGGAUGGUGGGGUGCUGCAUACCUACUGGCGCAAAUGGCGUUCCAGCCCCCGUUCGGAAGAGUCUACAUUUACUUUGACAUGAAGCGGACAUACCAGGUGUCGUUGUUGAUCUUUACUGUUGGAUCAAUCAUCUGCGCUGUUUCAAAGUCUUCGGCGGUCUUUACGUUUGGGCGAGCAUUUGCAGGCGUGGGCGCAGCUGGAAUCAAUUCAGGGGCUUUUGCGAUCGGAACACGCAUCGUUCCAAUGAAGAAUAGGCCCUUGUAUCUAUCCAUCGUGAGCAGCAUGUAUGGCGUCUCGGCAGUUGCGGGGCCGCUACUUGGUGGUGUCUUUGCCGACUCGAAGGCUCUGACCUGGAGGUUCUGUUUCUGGAUCAAUUUGCCUAUUUGCGGACUGGCCCUUGCUUCGAUUACGUUCUUUCUUCGGACUCGUUUCCAGUCGAAUACCAACAUCGCCCUUACACAGAAGCUUUUGAGACUCGAUAUACAGGGCUCAACAAUCCUGAUCGGUGCAUCUGUAUGCUUGAUUAUCGCACUACAGAUGGGAGGGGUUACACGUCCGUGGAGUGAUUCCAGAGCGUGGGGCUGCCUCCUUGGAUGUGGUCUACUCACAAUCGCCUUUAUCAUAUGGGAAUGGCGAUCUGGAGAAACGGCGACAUUUCCGGGUCAUGUUGCGUUGCAGCGAUCCAUGGGUCUCAGUGCAGUCUUCUUGUGCCUUUUUUUCAUGGUAACCUUUGUGCAUUCGUAUUACCUUCCCUUAUUCUUCCAAGUAGUCCAAGGAACUACUGCGGAGCGGUCCGGGAUUCAGCUCUUGCCCUACCUAGUCCCAGAAGUGGUGGCAGCGAUUGUAAGCGGUGCUUUCAUCACAAAGACUGGACACUAUGUCCCUCUCAUGUGGCUGGGUUCCAGCUUAGUGACGGUUGGCAGUGGAAUGCUGUAUACGCUGCAGCCCGGAAGUCCUCAGCGGGAAUGGGUAGGAUAUCAGGUGCUCACUUCGAUAGGUUUCGGCAUGACAAUACAGGUGCCAUACACCGUAGUUCAAGUUGUUCUGGAGCAGGGCGAUGUACCGAUGGGCAAUGCACUACUCAUGUUUUGCAUGUGUUUGGGCGGGUCCGUGGCGGUGGGAAUCGGCCAGAACAUCUUUUCAAGUGUUCUUAUUCGCGAACUCAGGCGGUCGGCCGAGUUCAGAGACAUCGCGGAUGUCGUGCGGCAUAUUGGAGGAACAGAGUUAAGAGGUAGAUUUCCCAAGUCGCUAGUCGACCGGCUCAUCAUUGUGUAUUCGCGUGCCAUCACUGCGACAUUUCUUCUCCCGAUUGCCGCUGGCGGACUAGCAUUCCUUGUGAGUAUAGGAAUCGAACGAAGGAAGCUGAAUAUCAAGAAGAGUAUAUAA